AUGGCGUCUGGAAGGUCAGGACGCCGACAGUCUGUCUAUAAGAUCUUUGGGGCAACGUCAUCGUCGCCCGUCCUUUUGCAAGUCCAAAAAUGGAGUUCACGCGGAACGAAAACUCAAUUCAUCGCUUUUGCUCCACAGGUCAACCCAGGGCCCGCUGGAGUAUCUGAGUCCCAUCAAGGCCUAGCCAAAGAGACAACAGCACAUGAUGGCCGUCGUGGAGAACGUUCGUGUGUCAUGUUCAUGGAGAAUUUUAAACAAUGUCGUGAUUGCGAUGUCAUUGCCAUGGGCUUUAUCGAUGGAUCGGAGGUCGAUAUAUGCCGUCGAGCAAUACGUCUCGAGAAUCCCCAAACGACCAUCGUUCCUGUUCAACUAGAUUGA
Molecule: messenger RNA, 378 nt
Organism: Uncinocarpus reesii 1704
Lineage: Eukaryota; Fungi; Ascomycota; Eurotiomycetes; Onygenales; Onygenaceae
Exons: 2
Coding region: 1-378 (125 amino acids)
Source: RefSeq, a predicted model, not a curated record